Stylophora pistillata is the source of this 1278-nucleotide messenger RNA. RefSeq lists its product as uncharacterized. The record is from RefSeq and is a predicted model, not a curated record. Lineage: Eukaryota; Metazoa; Cnidaria; Anthozoa; Scleractinia; Pocilloporidae.
GUAAACUAUCAGCAGCUCGUCAUAUAGCGAAGGUACAAUUUUGUAGCUUAUCUUUCUGUGCUAGCUCAACCGAGACCCACCAUGGCACAGUUAAAAUGUCUGUUAGGAAUCAUCGCUUUUGUUCUUUUGGCCAUGGUUUCAGAGAGCCAUUGUCAAUUCAAUGCGACCGAGAACCCACUUCUUCGUAAUGUGACUGAGAACCAACUUCUUCGUAAUGUGACCGACAACCAACUUCUUCGCAAUGUGACUGCGAACCGGUUGGCAAUAUAUCUACCAUUUUGUGGUAAGAGAAGAUACGACCCAAGGUCACACUUGUGCUGUUUAGGCGUCCUAACACGGAGGGGGUUUAACAAUGCUUGCUGUGGAAGAAUUGCAUACAACACCAAAACGCACCUCUGUUGUAAUCUUACACUUCAGCAAAGAUUCUUCGGUGGAGUUCAUGCUAGGUGUUGCGGGCGGAAAAGUUACAACCCUGUAAGUCAAGGUUGCUGUGGAAUCAGAUGGGCACAGACUGUUUAUGACAGAACUAAACAGGCUUGCUGCGCCGGGAAGUGCGUCCCUAACCCUACGGGUUUAACACAUCCAAGUUGCUGUGUGACACGUCCGUACAACCCAAAGAUACAAACGUGCUGUGGGGAAACUGUUUAUAAUAAACCAAGAUACUGCGGACCGACGAGCUGUUGUGGCAGCACAUUGCUCUUCUCCACCUAUCAGCUUUGCUGCGUUGGAACAAUCAUAAGCAGGCCAGUACCGUAUGCACGGUGUUGUGGUGCGGCAUCGUAUAACCCAUACAAAGAGGCUUGCUGCUUCGGGAAAAUCGUUCCUAACCUAUCGGGUGCGUCAGAUCCACAUUGCUGUGGAACUCGUCCGUACAACCCAAGGUAUCAAGUUUGUUGCUCUGGAAGAAUCCUACACAAGCCAUGGCAUACAACAUCUGCACUUUGUUGUGGAAACAGUCUGUAUAACCCAAAGACUCAGGGUUGUUGUGGAACUUUACUGUACGAUCCAAGCUUCCAAGAGUGUUGCCGACCAGGUGUGGUUGAACAGAAAGGCUGCUGCCGCCAAGCCUACUCCCGCUCCAUUGCAAAACCCAUUAUCCAGGGUGAUAAAAGGGGUUGAUUUGCUACGCUGCUAUUUUGGUGUAUCUGACGACGGAUUUAAACCGCUUUGCUUCAGCGUGUUUGUCGCCAUCGAUCAAUGGCUGACAAUUGGCUACAGUAGAUUGCAAGAUAUUUUUUUUAUAAAGUAGUAACUACUUUAAAUAAGUUGUUUUGGGUU